UGUCAACGCACGCCGGCAAAAAGAGAGCUUCAAUUCUAUUCUUCCAUCCACGCGAGAAGAGAAGAGCAAGAGCCCGACGCGGAGCUACCGAGCGGGCUGAAUGGAGCUCGGCUUGGAGGCGUCCAUGGCGGCGGCGAGCGGCGGAAGGAAGCGCAGGUGCCCGCCGCGCGGCCUGGGGGACCUCCACGACGACGUGCUGGAGCGCGUCCUGGCGCGGCUCCCUCCGGCCAGCUUCUUCCGCCUCCGCGCCGUCUGCCGCGCCUGGCGCGCGGCCGCCGCGUCGCCGACGUUCCUCGACGCCUGCGGGCGCGUCCCGUCGCGGGAUCCCUGGUUCCUCAUGCUCCCCGAGUCCGGACGCCCCCACCCGCCGCUCGCCUUCGACGCCGCCGAGCGCUCCUGGAACCCCUGCCGCGCCGCGCCGGGCGCGGCGGCCGUGCCGGUAGCUUCGUCGGGUGGACUCGUCCUCUACCGCGCGCCGGCCACGGGCGAGCUCGUCGUCGGUAACCCGCUCACCGGCGCCUCCCGCACUCUCCCCGCGCCGCCGCAGGGCGCCGCCCACGGCGCGCCGCAGCUCCACGCCAUUGCCAUGUACGGCUCCCCCUACCGCGUGGCGCUCUUCAUGGGAGAGCUCCCUCACCUGACCAUGGCGGUGUUCGACUCGUCAAGGGACUCGUGGGAGGGCCCCGUCGAUCUCUCCCGGAGGCCCGAGGACGUGCUCCCCGACACGCCGUCCCAGGGCGGCGCCGGCGCCGACGACACGGUCUACUUCCUGAGCAAGUCCGGCGACGUGGUGGCCACCAACAUGCAGCGCAGCGCGUCGAAGCAGUACUCCUCGGUGGUCGCCCCGUCCGACCGCGACGACGACGGCCACACCGUGGCGUACUUCCUGAGCCACUCCGGCACGGUCGUCGCCUGCGACACGGCGCGCCGCACGUUCGCGGAGCUCCCCCGCAUCCUCCCGGUCUACUUCGAAUACUCCAUCGACGUCGUGGCCUGCAACGGCGCCGCCUACGCCGUCGUGCUGGCGGAGUACCUCGACACGGCGAGCCUGCGGGUGUGGGAGUUCGCCGGCGGCGCGUGGCGGCAGGUGGGCGCCAUGCCGCCGGCCAUGUCCCACGCCUUCUACGGCAGGAAGGCCGACAUCAACUGCGUCGGGCACGGCGACCGCCUCAUGGUGUGCGUGAGCUCCGGCGACGGCGAGGCCAACGGCUGCUUCAUGUGCGACGUGAGCAGCAACCAGUGGGAGGAGCUGCCCAAGUGCGUCAAUGGCGAUGGAGAUGUCAACGAGUUCUUGGCCGCCUUCUCAUUCGAGCCUAGGCUAGAGAUAGCCGUCUAAGUGUGUGAUUAGUUGUGUCAAUUAAUUAAUUAAUUAAUUAAUUAUAAGGAGUCAUGUUUUGGUUUGCUCCUUGUUUGCUUGCUUGAUUUCCUCAUGUGUAUUAGACAUCUAGUGAUCACUGUUUCUUUUGAGUGAUCAGGUUAAGAUAUUUCAGAUCGUUUUCGUGGAUAUCAA
Molecule: messenger RNA, 1510 nt
Organism: Oryza brachyantha (malo sina)
Lineage: Eukaryota; Viridiplantae; Streptophyta; Magnoliopsida; Poales; Poaceae
Product: F-box only protein 13-like
Exons: 2
Coding region: 101-1336 (411 amino acids)
Molecular function (GO): protein binding
Source: RefSeq, a predicted model, not a curated record